AGGGCUACAAGAGCAUCCACUGGUGAGUUAAGUACCCCUUAGCUCAUUGACCUGUACUAAUUUAUUCCCCAACCACAUAUAUCGUCCCUUUUAUUUCCCACCUUUUCCCAUUGUAUUCGUUCAUCGCAAAAUUCGAGACUUUUCGUUUCCAGAUCACAUUCAUAACCCUCCAAGCGUGGCUCUCAUGCACCGGCGUUGUUCUGACGGACACGAGAUGCUAGCAUGAUGAGUCCGUUGCUUGUAGUGAACCACCUGUAGUCAUAUCAUUCUACGCACUAGGACUAGCCGUGCGCAUUGUGUUUUUAACCUUCCUAACACAUUCUCAUUUUCCUUCAUGUAACAAAGUUAAGUAUUCGUCCAACCUGGGAACUACGCCUUUUCAUUUUCCGAAGCGACGCGACGCGUGACGGAGAGCGGUCGAAAACCACGGCGUAUUAAAUGGAGGGAGCCGACGACCAUGCCGUGCGGGAGUUCCGUUCGCGUCGUCGUGCCCAGUACAAGUCUAUCAAAUGUAAAAAUGUCUGGGUCUGGAAGAAUGCAAGAUUUGUGAUGCAGGUUUUCCAUGACCCAUGAGGCCUGGCAUGCAGCACCUAGCAUGAGAGAUGCUGUGAGAUGUCUAUCAUUCCUAUCCUGCAUGAGAAACUCCCUGUCAACCUGGUCAAAAGCUGACAUCUUUUGGCAAUCAUGCAACACAAAUUUUUGCAUGAUCCAGACUCAGCAUGACAAGUUCCAAUCUUCCAGACCCAGACAUUUUUGCAAGUCAUAAAGUCGGGCAUCGACCCGGACGAGGAGCGGGCGAAGCGGUACCAGAAUGACGUGAUCCUGCGCAAAGCGGACAAGCACGAGAGACUGGAACAGAAGCGAAAGAUCGUCGUGCAGAAUAUUAAUUCGAAUUCCAACGCGACCACUGGCACCACGACAGGUGGUUUAGGUUUAUUUCUCAACAGUAAUUAUAUUACCACUGGCACAGGUACAGUGUUGAACAAUGGGGAUGAAAUCGAAGCUGCCAAUCAGCGGAUGCAGGAGCUGUUGCGGGCAAACCUGCUUGUGGAUCGGGAGGAGCAAGAGCUGGUGCUGCGGGACGUGCGAGACUCCGCUGCAGAACAUCAAAUGGACUCGUCACCAGGUUCGUCAGAGAUGUUGAGCAAUGCUGACGAGUCACGCAUGUCGCAAAACAGCGAAAUAGGUGGGAGCGGCCAACAACUUGUUAGCCCAGCAACACAACAGGUUGGCACUCCGCUCGCCUCCCCCGCAAUGCACAUGGCCGCGCAAACGCGUCGCGGGCGCGGACUCGGGUCGCCUUCCGUGGAGAUUCUGGCGACUGAGGACAUCAUUGACAGCAUGGACCAAAGCGGGAGCGAUUUGGACGACCACGAGGACGAGGAACAGAAUAUCUUCAAAAAAGCCACCUCCCCCACCGCCAGAAGCGCCGCGAAUGCCCACCAAGAGCUUCCGCUCGCAAAGCUGUACCGCGUGCACAACUCCGUCGAGGAGUGUAUGCUCUACUGCCGCACCGCGUCCAUGCUCGAGCUCUCCCGCAUUCUCCACGUGGCCGCCAACUCUUGCGCCUUUCAGCAGCAGCUCCGCGGUACUUCCUCCACAACAACCAACGGGAGCGGUACCGACCACAUUGACAGCGAUGUUGGAGCAGGGACUAGUACAACAGCGAACCACAACAGCGCUAAUAUGAACGAUAGCACUACUGAUCAACCGAAAGAAGAAUUUUUCGUUGAUGAGCAAUUGUUCGUGAUUCGGCGCGUAAACCCCGCAGACACGAGCCCGUCGCUGAUCCUCGAGCAGGUUCCGAUCGUCGUGGCCACCGUGCAGGAAACGAGGAAGCGGCUCGCGCGGGAGGUGAGCCCGCCCAUACAGGAGUGCAUCGACGCCGGGAUGGUAAGAUCUUUGGUGAUAUGGAUUGUAAAAAUGUCUGGGUCUGGAAAAGUGCAACUUGUCAUGCUGACUUUGGAUUCCAAAAAAAUCUGUAUUGCGUGACCAGCAACAGGGGUCCAGUUUGUGUUACGCGGAGAGGCCAUGUCUCAUGCGGAAUAGGCAUCAGGAAGCCCUCUAAAAAUCCGUGAUGCUAGAUCAUGCAUUACAUGAGUCAUGGAUCAUACAAAAUAUGCAUCACAAAUCCCGGAAUCUUCCAGACCCAGACAUUUUUACAUUUGAUAGGUGACUCUGAUGAUGGAGAUCGAGGAAGCGAACCUCCGGUUCGAGCUCUGCUGGGCGCUGACCAACAUCGCGAGCGGGACGCAGGAGCAAACUGCCGCGGUGGUGCAGAACGGCGGUCUGGCCGGCUUUCUGCAGGUGUUGCAAUCCCGGUCCGCGCUGGAUCCGCGGGUGUGCGUCCAGUCCGUGUGGGCGAUCGGGAACGUCGCCGGCGACGGGCCCGAAUACCGGGAUCUGCUGCUCCACCAAGGCGCGAUCGGCUUGCUGCAGGAGCUGUAUCUGCACCUCCCGGCGCUGUCCUGGGUGGCGGCGAAGAAGUUGGACUGCGUGCAAAACCUGAUGUGGACCAUGGGCAACUUGUGCCGCGGGAAGCCCAAGCCGAGGCUGAGUCUGGUCGCCCCGGCCUACAGCGUGUUUGCCGAUGCCCUGUUGCAGGACCUGGACGAGAAGAUCAGCUACGAGGCACUGUGGGGCUUGUGCUACUUGGUGCAAUCUGCGGAAACGAGUGCGGAUGACCAUAUGGGUUGCACGAUAGACACACAGAGUGCGAAUCUUCAACCAAGCGCCUCCAUGUUGGGCGGUGCAGCAGGUGCAGCAGGAGCUUCAUCUUCUACUCCGGUAGUUGUUAAUAACAAAACCCGAACUACGAGGGAGGAUCUGCAGCAGGAGACGCUGCAGGCGUGCCGCGCGUUUCUGUCUGCGGGAGAGAGGGCCAGCUUCAUCACCAAGAUGCUGGGCGCGGGGGCGGGAUCCUUCGCGUUGACGCGGCCUGCGAUCGACUACACGGUCUUCAACCACGUAGACCACGACGAAUUGAUUUUCGAGGACGACGAGGGCGAAGACGAUAUCGAGAUAGAAGUGCUCGACGCAUCAAAUAAUACAAAUGGUGGACCACAGGACGGUGGAUCACCAAGCUUAGGCGCAAAUAAAAACGUGAGACAGAGGUCAUCCAAGUUAUCCACUAGCUCGUCCUCCCGGUCCAAUCCGUUGGUGGACGCCUUGCUUGUGCACUUCUUCCGGUCCAUGAAAAACCGGUGGGUGGUGAGCAAGAUCCUCGGCGCACUCACGUCCUGCAAGGACCCGGCCGUGGUUGGCGCAACCCUGCGGUCGCGCUCUCUGUUCCCCGCCUUCCUGGCUUUUCUGAAAUUCCCGGAGGGUAGGAAGUUAGAGGAACUUCUGCACCUUUUGCGGAAGCGGGAACGCCAGGCCCUGCGACUGCAGCAGCAGAAUGGGACCACGAGGAAUCGAACAUCGCGGGAGCAGUACACGCAUGUGGAGGACGGGUUCGAGUUUGCGAUGGGACCCGAAGGAUACAGCGAGAAGAAGUUGCUGCAGCACAAACGAGAGUGCGCGUAUCUCCUCGCCAACGUCGCCAGCAGCCGGUAUUCCGAGAAGUUCUGGGAGCUGGUUUUGGAUCCGCCGAACGCGGGCCUGCAGUUGGUGACCGGGCCGCUGAGAAAAUCACCCACAGGAACAACUACCGGUAGUACAGAUAGUAAGAUGAUCCUGGGCGGAGGCGGAGGGGCAUCUCCUACUUCAUCCCAGCCAGCACUCGUCUACGGCACUGCAGCAGGAGGACAACCUCAAUCGGGGCAACAGGGUACUUCUAAUGGGGCGUCUGCGCCACUUCCUCUCCACCCGGACCUUGCCGACUUCCAGGAACAGAUACGCGCGGCUUCGCGGAGCGGCAGCAAGAGCGCCGGCGGAGGGGCGGACAACACGAACAGUGCCAGUUUGUCGAACGAAGAUGUUGAAAACGCCAACAUGACUCCGGCGAAUAAUUUAUCACCUGGUCAACAAGGUCAAGAUAAUCAAAGCAAUAGUUCCCUAAGGAAAAUCCACUACACCGGCAUCUGCAUUCUCCGGGACGCGGUCCAGGGUAUUCUCAGCUCGGACACGACCUGCCAACGGGAGUGCGCGUUAGCGUUAGCCCGGUUGAUCGACAAGACGUACCUCGAGCGACGGGUGUUCCUUGCAAAUGAGCUCAACAUCGUGAAAGUCUUCACCGACGUGGUCAAUUCUUCCCUGGCCGACACGGAUCCGGAGCUGAAGGAAAACUGCAUAAAGUCCCUGGACACGCUGUUUCAGUUUUCCGUCCUCCACCCCUGUUUGGAUUUGAACACCAAGCUGCAGUCCUGGCAGCGGUUCGAAGAAGCCGACUGCCCCCGGGUUUUGUCGCUCCAUGGGACUUUCAGCAACACGGCGGAGCGGUUUGCGCGAAGCAUGGAAUUGUGGGAACAGCACGUGGACGAGCAGAUGUCCUCUAUGUUAUGCAUUACAAAAGCAUCGUACUAGUAGAAAUCGCAUAAACAAAUUUUUCCAAGAAGAAAACUGGAUUUUCUCAUGCUGAUUCAGGUAGGAAACCAGAUUUGUCAUGCUAAACUGCAAUUUAUGCGAGUGCGAUACUUUUGCACAGGAUACAUGUCCGGGUGGAACAACUACAACGACAUCAGCUGCAUCCCGGCCGACGGCGAGACGUUCCGGCAAAAGUCACAGUUCAGCAUCGUCGAGCAGCACCGCUUACGGUUCAGUCCCAAUUUCGGCGGUGGGGGGAGUGAAGAGAAUCUUUCUCCGUCCAUACACAGUUUGAAUUCCUCCCAGGACACGCAGAUGCGGAUCGGGAUUCGAACCCCGCUAGUGUCACAAGACAGCGAAUACAACAGUACCAGCAGGGACAACUCGCCUAGAAGGACAGGUGGAACAUCUUCAAUGGCGGUGGAAGUAGACAAUAUUAACAACUCCAAAGCAGGUACAACUUCUAGACCGUCGCCCCGGGCGGGAGGCACGACAGCAGCUGGUGCGUCGUACAGGAUGUUUUCGCACCGAUACGCGAACAGGCUGAUAGAGGACCACGACAGUGCAAUGAAGGACGGAACUACGAGACAGAUGAACCAGAGUGCGAACAACAACAAUCAACUUCUUUCUGUGGCUUUAUUAAAUGCCAUUUCCGAGAACACGAACGACAUCGAGGACGACUCCGACAUGCACACGCCGAACAGCGAAAACAAGAACUCCACCUCCCGCAGCCGCCAGGUAUCCGCGUCCUCCGCGUCGUUGCGGAAUCGCAACCUUUACCUAGAUAGUCUCGACAGCAGCGAUGAGGGCGGAGGAACGAACAGCAACAGCCUGAGUUUCAACGCGAGCGGCUCCUUCGGCGAUAGCACAUUAGGGAAAAAUAAGACCAGUCAGCAGUUCUUUGACUUCUCGCCCCCGCAAACCAGGGGCAGCAAUGCUGGUACUAGUGCUUCAGUGCAGAGCUUUCUCGGUGCUGGCGGAGUUGGAGGUCCGCAAGCUCAGCCUCAGGUAGAAGACAGAGAAAACAUCAGCAUGAUGAACUUCUAGUAGUAGUGGAAAAUUCGGUUGUUCUAUCGAGAAUCGAUGUCCUCUUACAUAGAACGGCGAAAAAAUAGGUUUCAGUUCGUGAACUGCUGGUGUCAAGCUGCAAGAUGAACAUUCUGGCGCUUUUUAUUCGAUGCUGCUUGUAGUCUCGUGUUUCGCGAACGGAGUGUAUAGGUUUCAUUUUCAGUUGAAAUAAUCUGUGCUCUGUCUGUUUCUUUCAGCGCCCUUUUCCAGUGCCUGCUAU
This is a messenger RNA of Amoebophrya sp. A120, 5752 nucleotides long. NCBI's taxonomy places the organism in Eukaryota, Dinophyceae, Syndiniales, Amoebophryaceae. The record is from the annotation of a GenBank genome assembly.